UAGCAACCGUGUGUGACAAUUGUCACUCCCAGCGCGAAUCUGAUUCAAUAAAAUAGAAUUAUCAUGUUUCCAGACAGUUGUCACGGUGUGAUAGUGAAGUAACACUAGCAGAAUUUAGCUUAAGUUCGCUGCCGUAUCAGUCUGCUGUCUGUUUUUCUCUUUCUUUAGCUGGAGAGACGGAGCUCUAGCGGUAUCCAGGUGGAUCUCUUCUUCCAAAGAUGUCUUUUCAGGAGUCGCCUCGUCCUUCCGACGAGGAGGAGGCUUUCUACAUGCAGUGCAGAGCUGCGUACCUCGCUGUGUUCAGAUCUAGUUUGACAAAUAUCGCUUCGAAGCAGCAGUUAUGUCGUGUUCUCCAGCAGGCUGGAAGAAAUCCAUCUCAUGCCACUCUCAAUAAAUAUUGGACUACCAGAACGUACAAACUGAACUUUGAUGACUUCUGUGAGAUUGUCAAGUGUGAGAAGAAAACUGAGGAAGCUGAGCUGAUGAGAGCUUUUAAAAAGAUGGAUGUGAAUGGUGACGGCUACAUCACACACAGUGAACUGGAGAAGGUUCUAACCACUGGAGGAGAGAAAAUGACAUCUGAGGAGGUGAAUGCUAUUUUUUCAUUAGCUGACAUCAACACGGGAGGCAAAUUGGACUAUGCAGAAUUCUGCAGAUUGCUUGUGUCUGCAGUGGAGCUAUGUCAAACAGCUGCUUUGGAAAGGCUUGAGGCUGAUGCCAAGCUGAAGAGACAGAACUUUGGCAGUCAAUCAUACAGCCCUCCGAAGAGCUCCGUGUCAUCAUCAGGAGCAGCGGCGGCUCAAGUGGAUGCAACUCACCGGGCAGAAUCAGACUCAACACUCAAGAAAGACAGCCGAUCGUCCUCCCGUCCUUCUUCCGCUCGCAGCAGACGCUCCUCGCUGUCGAACUCCAUCACAAUGACAUCCAGCAGCACGAAGGCCAGCAAAAUCCCAGAGCCUCCCGGUUUACAGGAGUGGCAUCACAGCUAUGUGAAAGGAUGCUUCUUUUUAGAGGACGAUGGAAGUAUCAGCUCUCUGCAGUACCAGCUCCACGUCCCCCAAACAACCAACGUCUACCUAACCGUCCAACCACUCAGCCUCAGCCAAAGAACUGACAAGACCUCAUCGUGGAUGACGGUGGACACGGCACUUUUUGUCAUGUCAGCUGGGGAAACCAAAGAGGACUCAACUUUAGUGUGUUUUACUGAUUCAAAAGACAAAGACAAGUAUGUUUGGAAAGGAGAGCUAAAUGCUGGGACAUACAACCUGCUUCCCUUCACCAGUGGCUGCAGGUUGAAGAAAAGGAGCAAGAAGAGCCUUUCUAAUAAACCUGUGGAGUUAGUCUACAAGACUGACACUGGAGAACUAGACCUCACUCGGGAGCUGAGGGAGGUGCUGUCUGACAUCUUUGAGGUGAUCGAUCUGGAUGGUAGUGGUUUGCUCAGCCUGGAGGAGUACAACUUCUUUGAGCUGAGAACCAGCGGAGAGAAGUGUGACAAGGACGCUUGGGCCGUCUGCAAAGAAAACUUUGAUAUGAGAAAGAACCAGCUGACACGACAGGGCUUCAUGGAGCUGAACCUGAUGGAGGCCACAGAGAAAGAUGGAGACCCUGCAGAUUUGUGGGUCACCCUGGAAGCUAUGGGAUACAACCGCAUGCUGGAGCUUGUAGAGGCUUGUCCAUUCCAGAUAGAUGUGCACUGCGAAGGCACUCAGCCGUCUGUCCAGCCACUCAGCAUGGACUCAGGGCCCAAGCUUCUAAACCAGGCCCUCCAGAAGUCCAUCACAGCUCGGACAGGGGCCAAAGCACUGAGGGGGCAUGACAAUGUCUUCAUCUACACCUACAGAGGAGAGCACAGGAUCUCCUCCCUCAUAGCCAACAAGACUAACCAGAAAGUGACCGUCCAUGUUAACAAUGAGCAGAGCAGGAACUGCUGCAGCAGCAGAGGCAUGACUGUGUUUGCUGUAGAAGUACCCGCCAGAACAAAGAUGGUGUGCCAGCAUGUGCUACCCAUUAUUGAGAAACAGGACUGGACCUACAACUGUGUGGAGACCAUACUACCCAGCAUAUAAGGCUGUACUCCCACAAUAGACUGCUGUUAUAUUCUAGUUAUAUUAGAAAUUGAUGGACUGAAAUGUAUUCAUCAG
Molecule: messenger RNA, 2144 nt
Organism: Stegastes partitus (bicolor damselfish)
Lineage: Eukaryota; Metazoa; Chordata; Actinopteri; Pomacentridae
Gene: efcab7
Product: EF-hand calcium binding domain 7
Exons: 13
Coding region: 219-2069 (616 amino acids)
Biological process (GO): positive regulation of protein localization to ciliary membrane
Cellular component (GO): ciliary membrane; plasma membrane protein complex
Molecular function (GO): calcium ion binding
Source: RefSeq, a predicted model, not a curated record